Messenger RNA from Vigna angularis (adzuki bean), 1121 nucleotides. RefSeq lists its product as uncharacterized. The transcript is spliced from 3 exons. Lineage: Eukaryota; Viridiplantae; Streptophyta; Magnoliopsida; Fabales; Fabaceae. The record is from RefSeq and is a predicted model, not a curated record. Gene Ontology annotation, molecular function: 2 iron, 2 sulfur cluster binding; nitrite reductase [NAD(P)H] activity. Bases 64 to 906 code for a protein of 280 amino acids.
CACAUGCAAAUGCAAAGAUGACGAUGCAACACUCUUCACUUUCUCUCUCCCAAACCAAAAUCCAUGGCUGCAAACCCUUUUCCCCUUUCAUGCUCCAAAACCCACAUUCUCCGUCUCCCCGCCCCUCCCAAGCCGCCGCUUCUCUGCCACCGCCACUCUCUGCUCUGUCGCCGUUACCGUUACAGUUACAGUUACACUUACAGUUACCCUUCUUGCGCUCCGUCACUCACAUGUAAAGCCGCCCAGGUUUCUGUUGCCGAGGAGUCAUCGGCGUCCGGUGACAACUGGGUUCCGGUUGUUCCGCUGGCGGCGCUGCCGAGGGGGGAGCGGCGUGUGAUCAUUCAGGACGGCGAGACCAUACUGCUGCUGUGGUACAAAGAUCAAGUUUUUGCCAUUGAAAAUAGGUCCCCUGCUGAAGGCGCCUACACCGAAGGCUUGCUCAAUGCCAAGCUCACCCAGGAUGGGUGCAUAGUUUGCCCAUCAACUGAUAGCACAUUUGAUCUGCGAACAGGAGAUAUCAAAGAAUGGUAUCCAAAAAAUCCUGUUCUGAGAGUUCUCACACCCGCUUUGAGGAAACUCUUUACCUAUCCUGUGAAAAGUGAUGAACAAAAUAUCUACAUCAGCCUGAGAGGUGGGAAAACCGAUGCUUCUGCAGAAAUUGUCUUUAGCGGGAAGGCUCAACCUGGUGUAACUGCAACUGAUGUCAAUGUUGAAGAGGUUAAAAUGGUUGUUGAUGAGGAUCAAGAGGGAUUUGGUUUUACUGGGAAGAAUGAAAUAAUAAAUGGGAGAGCAGCUGUUAUUGGUUUCCUCCUGUUGUUGGAUUUUGAACUUUUAACAGGUAAGGGUCUUUUAAAGGGAACAGGUUUCUUGGACUUCUUAUACUCCGUCUCUAAUGCUUUCAAUUAGACAUCAUCUGUGUUAUAUCAGCUACGAAAAUAUUCAUCUGACCCUCAGCAGGAUAAUAUGUCCUGUUAGUGUUCGCAUUUCCAUUUUGUAAGUUCUGUAUCUAGUAUUGAGUUUAGAUCUUGGUAAAUGUACAACCUUUUGUUUUGUGUUUUGAUGUUACUCUCUGUAUACCAUACACAUUUUUAAAGGUCAUAAAUGACAGUGGCAUUUCAAAA